AUGGAGUCCAUUCUACCUUCCUCAUCUUCAACCAAGGAAGGAAAGACUCCUUGUUUCUAUCCUCAGCCUUUUGAUACCCAGAUUUGCCGUCAUGAUGCCCUUGACACCCUUGCUCGGCCUGAUACUCGUCUAUUAUCGUGGAUCCCUAUUCUCGAGGGCUUUCUGUCGACAUCCCUCCCUCGACCAACUUCCUCCUCUCUUCGCAGCUAUCCGGCCAUGCCAUCAAAUAUGGAGAUUCUUUUACUAUGCAUGCCAUGGAAAACCAUAGCUCUACUCUAUUUACUUCUCUCAUGCUCCCAGGCUGCUUCGCAGGUAGUUGACAACGAUGGGCAGCAGCAAAACCAAUGGUCACGGCUGAGAACCGCGCGUAUCGCCGGCAAAAGGGUGCCACCACUCUACACGGGAGAUUUUGGAGAUUGUAUGGCCAAUUCAAUGGUGAAAUUAACUCAAUUUCAUGCUGCUUACUACCAUGAUGAUCUGAUGGUGGGUUUUCACUUGGACGGCCAUACGUCUCUUAGAAAUGAAUCCAUUAUGGGUAUGACUUGUUCCUAUAAUUAUAUUAACCUACAAAUAUUUGGAGCAUGGCUUCUAAUUUGUCCUCCAGUAUACAUUGGGUUUUUUGCAUAUGGGAAAAGAAGAUUCGAUCUGAUAUUUGAUCCCUGUGAAGCAAAUAUUCGGAAUCUCUGUCCCAUGGAUGCUUCGCGUCAUAUAGGAGAUGGUGGCCUGUUGCAAGUUGCUCCUACCGACAUUUCAGAAAUCUCACAGACGACCUUACGAUUACCUGACUUGGAGGGCCGAGCAGUAAUACGGAUUUUAUCCAACUCCACACGAUCUCAAAUAGCCUGCUACGCUUCAACAGUGACAAACGGCGUUACAAUGUCACAUCCACAAGCCGUGGGAUCUCUCCUGGCUCUGGUAAUAUUUAUCACAUUCAUCCUCAGCCUUGCAACCAUUAUCUAUGGCGAAGACAUCAUGACUAUGCAACUCCAUUAUUCCCAUUCUUCGUCUUUACUCUUGGCUUUUACUGUUCUGCACCACAUUUAUUUCACUGGUGCUAUUUCUGCAAAUUGGCCUCGAGUGUUGGUCGAAUUUUGGUCGAAUUUUGCACCGUUUGCCGGGAUGAUUUACUCCAAGUCGAUGCAGAGCUCAAUAGAUAAAUUGGUUGGUGCAGAUAAAGGAGAUAUUCGUAUUCUUGGAGCAAAUCCUGUUGGAAACGUUUCCCCUCGCCUCGGCGGUUACAAUGUUACAAACAUAUACAACACAUCACCAUCCAAUAGGACCUUUGGACCCUUCAGAACUGGCUUAGGGGCCCCCAUGGAUGAACAGGGUUAUCAUGCUUCUGCCUCCUCAGUUUCCUUGCCAUCGUCGUUCCAAUGGCAAGGCCAGCUUGUCAACGAUGGGUUUCCAAUGCCAGGAAACUAUUCUGGCUUCGCUGGGACCCUCUCCAUGCAGAAAAUUUCAGCUGUGAAUGCUUUCACUACUGGACUACUCUGGGUCCUAUUGCUAAUCGCUGCUCUGACCGCAGUGAUACCCGUGGUCAAAGUGGUAAUAGAGUCACUUAUCCAUUGGAAGCUCAUUAAAGGAAGACAGGCGCAAAACUUAGCAUAUUUUCGAAUACAUUGGCCAGAGUUUGUCCUGGCUAUGCUACUCCGUUCCUUGUUUAUCGGAUUUGGGAUGCUGAGUUUCCUUGCACUCUUCCAAUUCGGCUUUGGGGGCGCAGCCUCAGUUAAAGCAUUGGCAGCGAUUACAUUCCUUGUACUCAUUCUUGGAUCAAUCUCAAUUACGGCGUAUGCUAUAUCUUAUCGCAACGCUCAUUUCACGUCCGUACCAGAGAUAAUGCCACUCAUUUUCGAAAGGAGGAGCUUGUUAAACAUCAUCCCCUGGUUUGCACUUAAAACAAAGGGCAGUACGGUAUCAAAAGAGUCCUCUACAGCAGUUCCACAAAACUAUCCGUGGUGGAAGUCCUGUGUCCAUGAUACUGGUUCAAGUGAAUCUAAAUUUCUAUUGCGAUUUGGCUGGUUACUGGCUCGCUUCAAGGACGAUAGAUGGCACUUUUGUGUGAUAUGGUUGAUGCAUGAGUUCCUUCGUGCAUGCUUCCUCGGAGGAGCAGUCGCAAAUCCGAUAUCUCAGACCGUUGGGUUGUUAAUUCUCGAGAUUACCUUUAUGAUUUGCGUUAUCACCAUGAGUCCCUUCGAGGCUAAACGACUGAGCAUUGUUCUAUACACGCUAUCGUUUAGCAACAUCUCAUCGGCCCUGCUGUCCAUCCCAUUAUUGGCUCAACAUAACCUGAACAGAAUGGCUGCUUUUGCUAUUGGGAUGGCGAUAGCCAUCAUUCAUAGCAUUCUUGUUCUCUUCCUAGUGAUUUCAAUGCUAAGCGGCAUCAUAACUAGUUAUAUUUCUCUCACCAGAAAUCGAAGAAUCCCAGCCGAUCAACUUGGCUCCCACCCAAUACGAAUGAGAUACUUGGGGCAUGUGAACAGAGGAGUCGGUUACCAUCCAGGAGCACUCUAUUCCACUCCUGGAUCAAUGUCACCAACUCCAAGACAAGCAAGUUUCAAAGUUCACUCUGUCCGGAGAUGCCCAAAAAUUAUAGAUGAGAGCCCAACACCCUAUCAUCGAAACCCAUCCACACCCACCUCUUCGCUACGGGUGUCUCGUCGCACAUAUACACCUCCGUUUCCUCUGGAUCCGUUUACGCCUCCUACUACUGCGGAUUCUGCUGUCUUGGGCUUUAGAGACACCGACUCCACUGAUCCAUUCACCACCCCCUCGACUAUGGAUUUGGGCGCUUCAGGCCUUCAAAGAGCAAACUCCUUUGGACAAAAUAGUAUAGUUUCUGAGCCCGGCCAAGGUAGACUCUGCAGAAUUACAUCCUUGGAAACAGUUCUUUCUCGAUCAACAAGCAGGCCGGAACACAGCCAAGGUGACAGCUUGUGCCUCACUGAUACCUUUGAGACUGCGAGGUCUGAUCUGGAACCUCUUACGGAGUUCAUAACUCCUCUAGAGGACAGAGAAGCGGAGGGCGCAUCUUAUUCUAAGCUUUAG
Messenger RNA from Trichophyton verrucosum HKI 0517, 3045 nucleotides. RefSeq lists its product as uncharacterized. The coding region runs from base 1 to 3045 and encodes 1014 amino acids. The record is from RefSeq and is a predicted model, not a curated record. Gene Ontology annotation, biological process: transmembrane transport; fungal-type cell wall biogenesis. The transcript is spliced from 3 exons. NCBI's taxonomy places the organism in Eukaryota, Fungi, Ascomycota, Eurotiomycetes, Onygenales, Arthrodermataceae.